AUGAAGCGCAGCUACCGAGACAGCAAACCCCGUUUUCACAAGCAUCGGCAGGGCAAAAUGCUCCUACCGCACAACCACCUCGCUGGACUGUUCUUCACGGUGAACCCUCGCCAGGAGCCGCGCGCGCAGCGGGAGGCGCAGCUUUACCUGUCCACUCUCACCUCCGACCUGGAGGCCGCGCAUGAGGCGUUCAUCAAAAGCAGCCACACAACCUCCAGCAGCGCCAACGACGCCGCCGGCCGCAGCAGCAACGACCAGGUCGACGCCACCGUUCCCCCGCCGUCCGCCUCGCUGUCAAGCCUCCUCGCGGCAGAGCUAGCGGCCUGUAGCACGCACGACGCCAACGGAAACAGGUUCAACACAACAAAGCGGCCACGCUCGGAGGACGAUGAGGCCGACGAGGACUCGCCAGCGGACAACGGUGCUGACAGCGAGCCAGGCAGCCGCCGCCGCCGCGACACGCCGCAUCGGCGCAGCGAAUGGUUCGCGCCACUGGAGACUGGCUGCAAAGGGUAUCUCUUCCUCAACGUGCCGACCGUGAACGCCACCGUAACCUGCCCAACGUGCCACGCCGUCUCUAACCUCGCCACCAAGGCGGAAGGCGUAACGGCAGCGCCCGGGGCCGGUGGUGCAGCGCCGUCGACAACGGAGGCAGACGCGUUGCCGCCGCACACGAUUGUAGUGAACCCCCUUGUCUCCCGCAUCACUGAGCGCAUGUUCGAAGAUCUCGCGGCCAAUCCCCGGCCGAUCUUCCGCAACUGCUUCCGGUUGAUGCCGGCCGAGCUGACGUGCUGUCCCACACUACCAGAGAUGCAGGCGGCGCUGCGCAAGCUGCUGUCCCUCCACUUCGCAGCGGAGAUGGCCGACAGCACUGUUGCGGCAGAUGACAGGGUGGACUUUGCGCAGCGCAUUCCGCUGCCGUCCUGGGGUGCGGACCGGCCGCGCCGCUCGAUGCACACCAUUGCGCUACAGCUCACCGUGAAGAACAACACGAGCGUCGAGCGGAAGAAGGGCGCCAUGGCGUCCGCGCUCACAGCCGCGAUCCCCGCCAACCGCUUCAUUGUUGUCGCGCAACCGUCGCACAAGACGAAGUGCACGGUGGAGGCGACCGUCUGCAUUUUCGUGGCGCACGCAACAUGCGUCAUGGGCGUGCAGCGCCGUGUCACGGAGCGGCACAGCUUCAACCUGCACGCCGUCGGCGAGGAAGCAUUUGUUUUAUCCAACGCAGUUCAAGCCACCCCCAAGGCCGAGCAGCGCACCGUUCGGCAUGAGUAG
Leishmania major strain Friedlin is the source of this 1275-nucleotide messenger RNA. RefSeq lists its product as hypothetical. The transcript has a single exon. The coding region runs from base 1 to 1275 and encodes 424 amino acids. Lineage: Eukaryota; Euglenozoa; Kinetoplastea; Trypanosomatida; Trypanosomatidae. The record is from RefSeq and is a predicted model, not a curated record. Gene Ontology annotation, biological process: tRNA modification. Gene Ontology annotation, molecular function: heme binding; electron transfer activity; RNA binding.